AUGCUAAAACGUAAAAUCAAAACUAAACACAAAAUAGGAUUACCGGGUCCUCCUGGAAUGCAAGGUGUUCAAGGUAAGACGUCCUGUAGAUUCAUUGAUAUUUGUAACAAAGAACCACAAAGAACUACAAAGAACUACAAAGGAAAGACAGACUGUAGAUUCAUUGAUAAUUACUACCAAGACCCACAAAGAACUACAAAGAACUACAAAGAUAAGACAGACUGUAGAUUCAUUGAUAAUUACUACCAAGAACAUCAAAGAACUACAAAGGUAAGACAGACUGUAGAUUCAUUGAUAAUUACUACCAAGAACAUCAAAGGUAAAACGUGUUGCAGAUUCAUUGAUAAUUAUCAUCCACAGAACUACAAAGGAAUGAGAGGAGAUCCUGGACGAUCGGGAACUCCUGGAUCGAAAGGAGGUCGUGGAGACCCUGGAAAAACAGCCCAUGCUGGUCCUCGCGGAUUAAAGGGGUCACCAGGAAAUACAGGUGCGAUUGGAGAUUCAGGGAAAACUGGAAAAAAUGGUAAAAGAGGACCUGCUGGACUACCAGGAGAAAAAGGAUUGGAUGGAGCCCGGGGUACUAAUGGAAUGAAUGGAACACAGGGACCACCAGGGGAUGAUGGUAUACAGGGAAGACGAGGCGAAACAGGACCUGAUGGAGAAAGUGGACUCACUGGAGAAACUGGGCCAUCUGGCUCAUCUGGUAAGACUGGACCUCGUGGACCACAAGGAGACAUUGGAUUCAGAGGUUCAAGGGGAUCAAAAGGAGAAUCUGGUCACACAGGGGAUCAAGGAAUUAGUGGACUUCGUGGAGAAUCCGGAGAUACAGGGUCAACUGGACCCACUGGUCCAAAAGGAGAUACUGGAUCUCGGGCCAAUAGUUAUUGGCUUGGUGGUAGUGAUGAAGUGACGGAAGGGAGCUGGGUUUGGACUUCAACUGGUUCCGUACAAUCGUUCAAUAACAAACUCAGAAUAGCUGCCGUUGUGGUGUCACAUAAAUGA
This is a messenger RNA of Mytilus trossulus (common blue mussel), 1002 nucleotides long. Its product is annotated as collagen alpha-1(VI) chain-like. The record is from RefSeq and is a predicted model, not a curated record. Lineage: Eukaryota; Metazoa; Mollusca; Bivalvia; Mytilida; Mytilidae. The coding region runs from base 1 to 1002 and encodes 333 amino acids. Gene Ontology annotation, biological process: extracellular matrix organization. Gene Ontology annotation, molecular function: extracellular matrix structural constituent conferring tensile strength. The transcript has 10 exons.